Messenger RNA from Paramecium primaurelia, 4143 nucleotides. NCBI's taxonomy places the organism in Eukaryota, Ciliophora, Oligohymenophorea, Peniculida, Parameciidae. The record is from the annotation of a GenBank genome assembly.
AUGGAAUCAGAGGGUCUAAUCUCAUAAUAAGAGAAAAGACUCAUCAAAUAAAAAUUAACAAUAAAAGAACCAACACUAAUGCUUCUUUUAUCUAAAUAAUAAGAAGACACUUAAAUUAAAUCAGAAUUAUUAUGUUAUGUAUCUUCACUUCAAAUGACUCGCUCUAAAUCACAUACUCAAGAAUUUGGUUCAUCCAAAAAACAAGGAUAACAAUUUUAAGUAAUAUAAAUAUAUUCAUAUUUUACAUAGUCUUAAACCAUUUAACUUAUGGAUUAAUUGAUUAUACAAUUAAAAUGUAUGCAACAAUAUCCAAAUCAUAAUGUAAAUGUGUUUAGUUUAUUAUUUAAUUAGAUUACCUAAGAAUUUAAGUCUAAAAUUGAACAACUAAGAAUUAUAUUCAAUUCCUUAGAUUAAGAUGAAGAAAUUGAUUACUCAUUUAUUGAACAACACCAAUAAAAUUAUUAAUAAAUAAAGGUAAUAUUGUCGUUACACUUAGCAAAGGUAUUCUCGUUACAUGAAUUCACUUCUUGAAUUAAUGGAUGAGAAAGUUGAACCUAAGGAUAUUUAGGCAUUUCUAAACACCUUUCUAAAUCAACUUAUUGGAUGCCAAUCUUAUAGUUUCAUCAUACUCAAAGAUUAAAAAGUUCAAAUUCAUUAAGAAGAUAAAUUUGAAGAAUUUCCUAUAAAUAAAGAUGUCAUAGAUGAACUAGUCAACUUAUAAUAAAUAACUGAAGUUCAUUCUUUGAACAUUAUCAAAUAAUAUUAUCAAACUUCAAAUAAUUUUAUACUCAAACUCACAGAUUUCGAAUAUUUUGUUAUGUAAUUAGAUCCAAAUUUCAUGUCAUUUGUUAUUUUAUCCAAUAAAUAUCAUUAUGUAGACUCCUUAAUAGAGUUAGCUCAAUUUGUAAUAUACACUUCCUAAUAAAUCAAAGUCUAAUACUUUAGUAUAUUAUCUAUAGGAGAUACUAUAUUAGAGUUUGGUCUAGAAAUUGUAAGAUGUUCCAAGUAUUUACUCAUUGAGAAUAUACUCUAAACGAUUAAUAAAUAAUAUCAAAUCCAUGAGAUAUUUGAGAAUCAAUCUAAUGUGGUUACACUUAAAUUUAAGGAUUCCUCAUCUUAAUAUCUAUUUGCAACUAAUUUAGAUCUCAAAAAAUAGUAAGAUUUAUUAAUUUAUAAUACUAUAAAUCAAAUUUAUUAACGAUACCAAUAGUUCAUUAAAUAGUGUUAUGAAAGAAUGCAAUUCUAUAAAUACUUCUUGAGAUCUAAGAAUUUAUUUAUGAUUGAUUUUGAUAAGUAGGGUCGAUUACGUUUUUUAAGUAGAGCAUUAUCAUAAAAGAUUAAAACAUAAUUUCAAAUUGAUAAAAUCUAAAUUGAUUCAACUUAUAAAUAGAUAUUCACAUCUAAUCAUUAAAUGCUUUAAAAUAUUGAAAAUUACAUUAGUAAUAUAAAAUGGAAAUUAACUUAAUAGGAUGAAGAUUAAAAUAAACAAUAUGAAAUAUUUAUUAGAAAGGAAGAGAAAUAAUUUAAGGGAUUUACUUUAAUUUUAUUAGAGAAUGAAUGGGUUAGAAAAAAGACUUAGCCUCCUAUAAAUGGAAAGACAAUUAGAAAAUAAUUAUUAUAAACAGAAACCAUGGAUUAUAUCAAGAAAUUAGAAGAAUUUAAUCCUGAUAUUAGAAAUUCUGUAGUUGCAAUGUACAUGCCUUAAACAUAAGAUUUCAAUCCAAUAGCUUAAUAAACUUAGAAAACACCAACUUUGGUUUUCAGAAAAAUUGAUAAAGAAUAAGUUGUUGGAAAGAAUAGUUUCUUUUUUAAACAACGUGAAGAAGAGAGGAGAUUUAUGAAAACAAAUCCAAAUAAAUUUAAUGAAUCUCAUUUGAUUCUUAAAGAAGAGGAUAAUCAAUUAGAUACUUUGGAAUUUAAUAUACAUUUAGUAAUAUAUUAAAAAUAAUUUAGAUUAAAUCUACAAUUGAGAAAUAAAGAAUAGUAUGGUCUAUACUAGAAAGAAAUAAUUUUAAUUAAAUCUUUGCAUUACCAUAAGAUAAACUAAUUAACUUUUUGAAUGAAAUGGAAACUUAAUACAAUAUGAAUAAUAAUCCUUAUCAUAAUUUUGAUCAUGGAGUAGCAGUAAUGCAAGCUGUUAAUUGUUUUAUGAAAUCUUUAACAAAAAAAAUAGAUUAAUAAUUUUUUAAUAAUAUUACUAAGUUUUGUUUAUUGUUAUCAGCCUUAUGUCAUGAUGUUGCUCAUACAGGUAAAACAAAUGCAUAUGAAGCUAAUUCAUUAAGUCAAUUGGCAAUUCGUUACCAUGACAAAGUGGUAUUUUUUAUUUUGUUAAUUCUUUUAUUAGAUAUUGGAAUAACAUCAUGCAGCAACAACCAUUAAAAUUUUAAGAGAUAAUUAAACUAAUAUUCUGUGUAAUUUUUCUGAUUAAGAUUUCAGAACUUUUAGAAAAUAACUAAUUUCUAAUAUAUUAUCAACUGAUAUGUAGGAACAUUUCAAAAUGUUGAAAGAAUUUGAAUCUAGAAUAGAAUAAUAUGGUAAUGAUCCUGAAGAUUUAUCUUUGUUAUGUGGAAUGAUUACUCAUGCUGCUGAUUUUAAUGGUACAGCAAGAAAAUGGCCAUAAAGUAGAUUAUGGAGUGAUAAAAUCAAUUAAGAAUAUAGUGCUUAAUAUGCUGAAGAAGGUAAAAAAGGUUAUCCUUAAUAACCAUUUAUGAAGGAUUUAGAUAAGGUAAAUUAGAAUAUUUAAUAUCAAAGUUACAUGUAAUGUCCAAAAAUGAAAUUGGUUUCAUUAAGGUGAUAGUAAGACCAUUAUAUUGUUAAUUGAAUUUAUUUGGUAAAGGGGCAUUUUAAAUAUGUUUGGAUAAUUUAGAUGAAACUAUUUUCGAAUGGGAGAAGGUGUAUUAGUAAGAAAUGAAGGCAUUAUAACAAUAGGGUAAUUAAUGAUUUAUGAUGUAUGAUGAUAUUUUUUUGUUACGCUAAAAUAAUAAUUUAUAUUAAUUUAGAAAUUAAUAUAAAUUAAUAAUGAAUUUAGGUAAGCCAGAUCUCAAAUGGUAUAUUCAAUAGAAAGCAGCUUAAAAUGUUAAAGAGAGACUUUAUGGAUAUCCUAGUCAUUUGAAUUAAUUACCUGUCUAAACUUAAAUCAAGUAUAGCAUACCUACAGAAUUUGUGGGAUGUAUAAAUGAUCAAGAUUAGAAGGAUGUAAUUAAAAUACUUAAAUUUACUCAUCUCAAAGUAUCAAAUUCAAUUUAUUUAUUUUAGUGGUUAGCUAAAAACAAUAGUUUUGCUUUAGGUUAUAAUAAGAUUAAUAAUUAAAAGAGAUAAGGACAUUUGUCUAUAUUUGAUUUAAAUGAUUGGAAAUUGUUUUAUAAGAAAUUUGCAAAUGAUGAAGCAAUGGUAGGAAUAUUAAAUUAAGAAUAUUUAAAUAAAGUAUUUGGAAUUGGAAGUAAUGGUGGGAUUUAUACAAUUGAAAAAGGAUAAGGAGGAUUAGAGUAAAGACCAGUAUUGGAGACUAAAAUCUCUUAAAUUACAGAGGGAGCAUUCUCACCUAAUCAUUAUAAAAUAGCUUUUUCAAGUUAGGAUAAAUUGAUCUAUUUAUAUGAUGUUUAAUCAGAAUAGAAGGAAACUCUUAUUGGACAUGGUAAGGAAGUAUAUACAGUAUAAUGGAAUCCAGAGAAUAGUUUGAUAAUUAGUGGAGCUGAUGAUGAGACAAUUCGUUUAUGGGAUGCUUCUAGUAGAGAAGAAAUUCUUAAUUUAAAAAGACAUAAUUUAGGUGUUAAAAAGGUUAGAUGGAAUAGAAAUGGAUCAUAUUUUGCUACAACAGGUAAGGAUAAACAAACUUUAUUGUUUGAUCUAAGAAAAUUAGAUACAGAAAUAUUUAAAUUACAUCAAAAUCAAGUAGACACUAUAUUUUGGCAUCCAAAAUAUUAGAAUAUAUUUCUUACUGGUGAUGCUAAUGGUUCUAUUUCAUGUUAUAAUAUUAAUGCUCCAACAGAACCUAUGUAUAUAUAACAUGUACCUGAAACUAUUGUUACAGAUUUGGCUUUGGAUUCAAGUGGUUCAAUGAUGAGUGUGAUUAGAGCCAAAUAAGUAUAGCCAGAUUAAAAAAUUAGUAUGGCUGAUUAAAUAUCUAUUUAUAAGACUGCAUGA